Messenger RNA from Topomyia yanbarensis, 4149 nucleotides. RefSeq lists its product as uncharacterized. Gene Ontology annotation, cellular component: ribonucleoprotein complex. Lineage: Eukaryota; Metazoa; Arthropoda; Insecta; Diptera; Culicidae. The coding region runs from base 201 to 4043 and encodes 1280 amino acids. The record is from RefSeq and is a predicted model, not a curated record. The transcript has 10 exons. Gene Ontology annotation, molecular function: RNA binding.
UUUAUUCGUUUUAUUAAAAAAAAUCUGCAAACCAAGAUUUCGAUUAAAAAUACUUGGCAACACUGGGUGUUGAGUUUGACUGUCAUAAAAACUGAAAAGUUCCGAACUGAGAAGUCCGCGUUAUUAUUUUUCAGGUUUUUUAGUGAAAACUAACAAAAAUUUUACAUUAUUCCCUAAUCUAGACCGGUUUCUUGCUCACAAUGAAUGUUCAACGGGCAGACGAUCACGGUUUUUGCGUACACAUUGGAAAUCUUCGAAAAGAGACCUCGGAAGCGGAGUUACGCGCCUUGCUGAUAGAAUGUACCGGAAUUGUCUCUUGUAGCUUUCGGCUAGAGAAUUGCACAUACUGCCCGACUAAAGUAGCCAUCGUUAAAUUUGCUAGUCGGAUGGAGCAGUUAAAUGCGUGUUUGCUAAAUCAGAGAUGGUUAAACGGCAAACAAUUACUAGUUUGUUGUCCGGAAUGGCAAUGGGUAUUCUCGCCAACUUCAAGCGUGAUGGUUAAACACUUAAAUGAGGACAUAUCCGAGGAAGAUCUCUUCGUAAUGUUCAAAGCUAUCGCAGCAGUCGAGAGUGUUCAGAAACCCACCUACAACUAUGCAUAUAUUGCGUUUGUCAAUCCGGCGGCAGUUGCAUUAGCACUAAAAAUUAAAAGACACGUUUUCAAAGGCGCCAAUAUUGAGAUACAUCCCAUUAGAAGAAAUAUUUCCAUGCUUCUCAAUACAUCAUGGAAGUGGCAGUUUCAGAGCAUUGCGGAGAAGUGUAACGCCCUGGGAUUAAAAUACGACCAGGAAGCAGAAACAAGAACUAUAUUGUUUGUUACAAAUAUUCCGCGUCAGGCAUAUGAGGAAGACGUUUUACAGUACCUUAGCAAAUUUGGUAAAAUUGUCGAGUGGAAAAUGGCUGAAUCACCGUUUUCCAUAAUGACGAACAACGGAUAUGUGACCUACGCAAAUGCAGAUAUGGCCCGUAGUGCAUAUUUGCAUGGUUCUCAUUAUUUUCAAGGUGUAGUACUUGAGAUAUACAUUCCGGUUCUUACCUACGGCGAAGUGAUAUCUACCGUGGCGGUUCUGUCCCAGCAAACCAGUGUUUAUCUCACCAACGACGAAAUAUAUAAUGCAAUGAGCUAUUGUGGUCGCGUUACCUACAUUCAUCGUAUGGAUUCGACGAUGUGCACAAUUGUGCGAUUCGAAUCGCAGGCAUGUGCACAAAAAGCACUCAAAAUUACACAGAUUGCAGGGGAGAGCGUAAGCCUGACUUUGUAUGAGAAACAAAACUACAAAGGCGCUGAUCUCGUCGCCCGCCUUGCGACGAGUGAUUUACACCUUGAAAAAGAAGCAAUGCUACGCAUGAUAAAUGAGGCGGAAAGGAGCUGUCGGCUUCUGACAGUUGGAAAUCAUAAAUACCAUAAUCCACAGCCAAAUAGUUACGAAGUUCAAGUUAUGAAUUAUGACAUUAGAGCGGAUUUAAACAAAUUUCGACAAUUCUUCAAACGGUGUGGUUUCGUUACACAAUUUCGCCAAAUUUCAGUGAUGGCACAUGGGAAAGUAGCAUUGCUAAGCUUCGAAACAAAACUAGAAGCCAGACGGGCGUGUAGUAUGAAUCAGAUGAUGAUGGACGGAAAACGAUUGCUCAUUUUCAUGGCUUGUGAAAAAUUGGAUAUUGAUCCUGAUCGGUGCAUUGACAUUACGGGGUUGUCAAUGGAGGUCACGGAUGAAGAGAUAUACGAGCGCUUCCGCAGUCAUGGCGACAUAAGAUUUGUGUACAGAAGGACCCACAGACAAGCACUUGUCUAUUUUGAAGAGCCUCCUUUUCCGGGUGUGGAAACAAUUGGCGGCGGACAAAGUGUACAAAAACCAUUUGCAAAACAUAAAAAUCUGGUUGAUUUUGCAAUCGGAAUCGGCAAAUUUUCGAUACAAGAUAGCGUAUCUUCAACUUCGGUAGGACCAAAUGUUUACGCAUCGAAUAAUCGACCUUUACGUGAUUUAAUAACGAAAGCCAAAGGUAUAGCGGCAAAUGUGGACAGCAUUAGUUCUUCAGCUCAGCGCGGGUCAGAGGCUCCAUCUUAUAAUACUUCAUCCCUUCACUCCAUGCCUACAGACUCCCAAGUUCAGGGUUUAAUAUCUGGGACAAAUGGUACUGUAACAGGGAUGCUUCCGAAAGAGUCGGAAGUAAACCGCUACGAUCCGGUGAUAAGCUUCCGUAUUCAAAAUCCUUUGAAAAAUAUGGUAGCAUCUCAACAACCAACAGUGACACCCGCAAUGCAACGCCUAAUGCAAUUUGUAGAUAAAGGUAUGGCGAAUGUUAAACAAUACACUUCGUUGCCGAAAAAAGAUAAGUAUUUUCUUAUCCAUGGCAUUGUAAACCUGUUGAACAGUGGUAAAGAAUUUGCUAAUAUGCAACCGGAUGAAAAGAUCAACUAUUUAAAUGAUAAACAGAAAGGAUUCGAUUUUGCAACUCCUUUCUGUCAACUUACGCACGGUAGACAAUUACAGCUUUUGUCGCUUAUCGAAACAGAUUUUCUUGAAAAUAUCAUUAACGAUAAUUUAUCUACUGAGAAAACUUUAACUAGUUCGAGGAAAGUACCCAGUAAAAACAGGUGGUCGCAACCUAACGAAACAAAUGAGAAAGCUAAGAGCAGCGGUUCCCUGUCUGUUAUGGAUCACUUUCGGUUGGUCAACGGAAUUAUUAAACAAUUUCAGGAAGUGCCAAGAUUAAUCAACAUGAGUGACGUCGAUAAGAUCAGUUUUCUAGCCGCUGGAUUUAAUGGAUUCGAAUUCGCAAAUAUUUUUGCGAAAUUAUCAAGUGCCGAACAGACAGAUCUGCUACAAAAUAUUAAAAAAGACCUUUGUAAGGAUGGUGGCUCAUCAGACCGACCAUCAUCUUCCAAUGCCAACGUACAGCACACAUCAUCUACCGUAGUCAUGAAACAAAAGCCAACGAAUACCAUCUUGAAUACCCAGUUGCCCUAUUACUCACAGCCGCCACAAUUGCAAUCAAAGUAUACAACAUUGCCUGCUCCAAUACCUCCAACUCCUCCAAUGAGGCCAGUUUUUAACUCUCAAAUGCCUUACUACUCCCAACCAUCAAAUCCAGUAUUCAUGCCCAUGACGCUUGAGCCGCGUCCACUCGUCGUAAUCAGACCACCUGCCUGCUUCAGGGAGACGACUAGUAAUACAUAUCCCAGCAAAACUCAAUUUAACACGAAGUUCGAAAGCAAACGUCCCCGCAAUAUUCUAGAUAUUGUCACCAGCAGAGUUAGUUAUAAUCGAUCUCUAUCCAACUCUCCUUCACCCUCCAGAAGUCGUUCCCGCUCCAGCAGUCGUGCCCGAUACAGAAGCCGCUCCCGUUCCAGAAAUCGUUCUCUCUCUAAAAGUCCUAUACGCUUCAGAAGACGAUCACGCUCGCCACGAAGUAGAUCUCGAUCACGGUCACCCAAACCACGGCGGUACAAUCGCUCUCGAUCCAAAGAGCGUCCGAAUGUACCCCGCGCGAAUACACCUCCCCGGUGGAGUUCAUUUAUGGAGGAUGAGAUUGCCUCAAUUGAACAAGCUGCAGGUGAAUUCUCCAGUGUUAUUCUUGUCUCCAAUCUGCCUCUGAAUGUCGAAGAGGAAAAACUGUCAGAAAUGUUCGGCACUUUCGGGGAAAUCGUAACAAUUCGGAUGGAAUCCGUUACCCAUGGAAAAUUUGACAAACGAAUGCAAGCUUUUAUCGAGUUCGAUACAUACAAUCAGGCCGUCGGAGCACUCGACUUGCACCUGACUCGAUACCGUCGCCAGAUAAUACGUGUAUGCUUUGCUAAUAAACGACCAAAGCCACAGCUGGAAUUAGCUAUUUCGGUUUCGGUCAGAGGAGUCGAACUUGAAGAGACUUCCGUUCUCGAUACUUUCAAAACAUGUGGCGACAUAUCAAAUAUGUGGUCGAAGCGUGCUAGAAGCAUAACAUACUAUUUAGUAAUUUUCAGGCAAUGGAAAUCCAUUGCUCCUGCUUUGAGAAUAAACAGCCUCAUCAACGGAAAGGCGUGUGAAGCAGUAAAACUUACCUGAGUCUUGGUAGAAAUGUUAGUUUUCGAGUAAGUGAAUUCGAGUGAAUGUAUGAAUGCAAAAUGUACAGAAAUAUACGAAUGCGUUUAUCAUACGACAUGGCAAUUAA